Molecule: messenger RNA, 885 nt
Organism: Dacryopinax primogenitus
Lineage: Eukaryota; Fungi; Basidiomycota; Dacrymycetes; Dacrymycetales; Dacrymycetaceae
Product: cysteine proteinase
Exons: 2
Molecular function (GO): acetyltransferase activity
Source: RefSeq, a predicted model, not a curated record
CCCGCCCCAAACUAUGACACGCUGUCGAAGCUCAUGAUUGGUCAUGUAAUAACAUUCCCGUACGAAAAUACGGAUAUGCAUUACAGACCAGAAUACCUGAUGCGUGUUAAGCCCGAAGAAGCUUAUGAGCGCCAAGUCCUUCCCGGACAGGGAGGCUGGUGCUGUGCGCAAAACACCCUCUGCCUCGGCAUGCUUCGUGCACUCGGCUAUCCUGCCUACGCGGGCGCAGGGCGAGUGAACCGUUUUCUCAGUGCGGAAAUCGACACUCCAGCCGAGUACAAGCCCCUUUGCCAUAUGGUGUUGUUCGUCAACCCCGAAGGCAUGGAGACACAUGUUGUUGACGUGGGGUUUGGAGGCGGAGGACUGACACGGCCUCUCGAACUCCGCGAAGGGGCCGAAGUACCGGGUGCGAGCGGCGAGCGAAUCCGCCUGCGACGGUCGCUUGUGCCCGGAGCGGUUCGUCAGGCCCAAGACGCGUGCGUUCUCUCGGCUAAACGGAUGGAUAAGGAUCAUUGGAAAGACUUGUACCAUUUUUCGGAGACGGAGAUGACGCUCAUGGAUAUGGUCGUGCUGUCCUAUUCGAACUGCGCCAUGCCCGGGGUUGGGUCGUUUUGGUACGACGUUGUUGCCUUCUUCUUCAAGAUCGAGCCUGGGACGGAGGAGCAGCCAGAGGGGUCAGAGAUGUAUCGAGUGAUAUUGACCGGCGGGAAGGUUUGGGAAGACCGGAAGGGAGAGAAGAAGCUGAUCAGAGCGUGCGAAAGCGAGGAAGAUCGUGUCCAAGUGCUGAAAGAGUAUUUUGGGUUAACUGUCGAACUGGAGGAUAUCAGGUGGAUCCAAGGUCGAGCAGCGGCUCUCGCCAACGCACGCGUCAUCGAAACGAAGUAG